This is a messenger RNA of Sporothrix schenckii 1099-18, 240 nucleotides long. RefSeq lists its product as uncharacterized. NCBI's taxonomy places the organism in Eukaryota, Fungi, Ascomycota, Sordariomycetes, Ophiostomatales, Ophiostomataceae. The coding region runs from base 1 to 240 and encodes 79 amino acids. The record is from RefSeq and is a predicted model, not a curated record. The transcript is spliced from 2 exons.
AUGGCCCAGGGCCGCCUUGCAACUUGCACGGUCGACUACUCGACUCCUGCCAUCAAAGAUACCUGUCCGGUGCGCGUCAUCUGUGCCGGCGCCGGGUUCAGCGGCGUAUGUGCGGCUAUCCGUCUGCCGCAGCACAUCCCCAACCUUGACCUCGUCAUCACCGCCACCGGCUUCGACACCUCGUACCUGCCACGCUACCCCGUUGUCGGCCGUGGUGGCGUGUCCCUCGAGCAGAUGUGA